AUGGUAGUUGCAGUUUUGUCAUCGCCGUUCGUGCUCGCUCGCUCCCUCUCAUGUCGCGCAGAUCCUCCUUACCUUCGAUCCCCGUACUGCACUUUCUCAUCCGGCUACCCAAUUGCAGCCAAUGAAACGGUCCCAGCAAUUUCUGGCAAAAUCAUCCUGCAGCGUGGCCGAUUUGUCAUGUCACUACAGUAG
Molecule: messenger RNA, 192 nt
Organism: Chondrus crispus (carragheen)
Lineage: Eukaryota; Rhodophyta; Florideophyceae; Gigartinales; Gigartinaceae
Exons: 1
Coding region: 1-192 (63 amino acids)
Source: RefSeq, a predicted model, not a curated record